Molecule: messenger RNA, 285 nt
Organism: Aphanomyces astaci
Lineage: Eukaryota; Oomycota; Saprolegniomycetes; Saprolegniales; Verrucalvaceae
Exons: 2
Coding region: 1-285 (94 amino acids)
Source: RefSeq, a predicted model, not a curated record
AUGGAGCCACCUCAGCUCCGCCGCGUCUUCAACGACAAAGAAGGUAUCAUGCUUCUUCGUCAGGUGAGUGCUGACCGCCCAUUCCAAGCGAAGAAAGGCGCAGUAAUGAAAGCGUGGGUGUCCAUCGCAAACCAACUUGCCGGACAUGAAGACUUUGGACGUCCGUCCUUCGACGCCAAAAAGGCACUCAACCGCUUUGGGGCAUCGCUUCGACGACAUGGGAAUCGAGAAGUUGGGCAAUGCGUUGGCCUCGGACACAGCAUUAAGGUUGUGCCGAAUGUCUAG